Molecule: messenger RNA, 825 nt
Organism: Brenthis ino (lesser marbled fritillary)
Lineage: Eukaryota; Metazoa; Arthropoda; Insecta; Lepidoptera; Nymphalidae
Source: the annotation of a GenBank genome assembly
AUGGCGGCGCGUGGCCCGACGCGACGGCCAUUGCGGCGCGGGGUCGUUGACGUCGCGCCGCCGAUCUGUAAAGACUUUGAAAAAGUCGGUGCUACCAUAGCAGUCACACCCUGCGAUGUGGUGGAAGAGGCGGAUAUCACUUUCUCAUGCGUCGCCGACCCUCAGGCAGCUAAGGAGAUGGUGUUCGGCAACUGUGGCGUUCUCCACUGUCCAUCCUUAGAAGGCAAGGGCUACGUGGAAAUGACAUCGAUAGAUGCGGACACGUCGCACGACAUAGUUGAAGCGAUCAGUGGCAAAGGCGGCAGAUAUCUUGAAGCGCAAAUCCAAGGGUCGAAGACGCAGGCGGAGGAAGGCACGCUGAUCAUCCUGGCGGCGGGCGACCGCACGCUGUUCGACGACUGCCAGUCCUGCUUCAAGGCGAUGAGCAAGAACUCCUUCUACCUUGGUAGCGAGAUCGGCAACGCGUCGAAGAUGAACUCGGUGCUGCAGGUGGUGUGCGGCGUGUCGCUGGCGGCGCUGGCCGAGGGCCUGGCGCUGGCCGACCGCGCCGGCCUCAGCCAGGCCGACCUGCUCGACGUGCUGGCGCUCACGCCGCUCGCCUCGCCGCACCUCAUACUCAAGGGCCGCGCGAUGAUCGAGUCGUCGUACUCGACGCACCAGCCGCUGACGCACAUGCAGAAGGACCUGAAGCUGGCGCUGGGGCUGGGCGACGCGCUGGAGCAGUCGCUGCCGCUCACCGCCACCACCAACGAGAUCUUCAAGCACGCCAAGCGCCUCGGCUACGCCAACCACGACGUCGCCGCCGUCUACAUACGCGCCAGGUUC